Messenger RNA from Paraphaeosphaeria sporulosa, 528 nucleotides. RefSeq lists its product as uncharacterized. The record is from RefSeq and is a predicted model, not a curated record. The transcript has 2 exons. The annotation marks the transcript as partial. Lineage: Eukaryota; Fungi; Ascomycota; Dothideomycetes; Pleosporales; Didymosphaeriaceae.
AUCCUGACAGCCACAUCCCUCACUACCGCCCUUCCAAACGCAAAUCCAAAGCCAGUCAAACCACAAGACAUCAUCAACGCCCUAGCAGGGACCUAUACUCUUGUAAACACAAGCAGCACCCUGAACAACGUUCCCAUCCCCGACCUUGCCUAUGGAGAAGCGCCAGUGGGCAUACUCACCUACUCAAAAACCGGUUACAUGUCUGCCACCAUAACCGCGACAGAACCCGCCUUCCGCCCCAACCUAACCUUCCCCUACCAAGACAGCGAUCUCGACUCCGACUGGGCGCUCGUCGGCAAGCAUAGCAUAGGAUACGCAGGCCCGUUCCGCGUAAAUGAGGCCUUGCCCGCGAACAAGACGCACGGGCAGGUGUUCCAUGGGCCGCUGGUCGUGGCGAAUGUGCCAACGUGGACGGGGACGGAGCAGAAGAGAAAUUAUACAGUUGUUAGGGAGGGUGGGGAGACGUUUUUGAAGAUUGGGAGUGAGAGGGGUGGGGGGUAUAGGGGGGUGUUGUGGUGGAGGAGAGUG